Spirometra erinaceieuropaei is the source of this 8893-nucleotide messenger RNA. The record is from the annotation of a GenBank genome assembly. Lineage: Eukaryota; Metazoa; Platyhelminthes; Cestoda; Diphyllobothriidea; Diphyllobothriidae.
AUGGCUAAUCGACUGUCCCGUCCCGCUCUGAGUCUUGCAAAGGGGGAAGAAGUUGUUGACGUUCCCGCCAGGCGCGCUGCUUCACGCGUAGUCGCCAAGCUACGUCGGCACGCCUAUUCAGACGCAUUGACCCAAGCGACAUCUGCUCGCGAUAAGGACUUGGUUUCCACUGCGAGUAAUGAUUUAUCUGGUGGAGAACUGCCAAAACUGUAUUCCCAUCGGCUGUCUGCCGACCGGUCGACAGUCCAGGCCGUGAGCACAUUUUAUACCGACAGGAACCAUAACUCCGUCGAAGUUAACUACCAGCAACUUUAUCUCUUCCGCCCUGUGAUUUGCGCUCACGAUGAGUGAGGGAUAAGAAGUGGAAAUUUCCUGCAUGUCAUACUCUCCUUUCCUGUCUACUUCGAAUUCGGGGGGCACUGAAUUCAGUGAUCGUAAUUGCUGAUUAGUCCUUUGACAAUAAUCCGUUGUGGCUCAGUUUCUACUCAGCUAGAAUGCUCCAAUGGGCGAACGCGAAAUCCCAUCGCAGUUAAGAUCUUGUGCAGGGGUCACUAUGAGCGAUACAUGCCCUUUCCUUCUUUUCUACUAUGAUAGGCGGUCAAGAAAUGAGUGGACUUUAUAGAGAGUAGAACGCAGGUGCAGUGAUUGAGGAUUGGAUGAACUUAUCCGCCAGCAAUUUUAUCUGGACCACUGUUAUUACUUGUAACAGUCGCUGGUGCCACACACAGGGUUUAAACCCUAAUUCGAAGGGGUCCUUCAUACCGGCCAACUCGCAUACUCGAAAAAAUUGAGUCUUGCAGGGCUUGCUAUUUUGAAACCCAAGAAAGGCCUGCUGAGUCACCCCCCUCCGGCGAAUAAAUAUAGUGGCUCCUGCCAAAACGUCAUUUUUUCAGUCUCCUGCCGUGCCCGUCGCGCACGUUUUUCAUCAAAUUCCUUUGAAGCCACACUUUUAAGGAGCACCGUAGGCCAAGGAGUGUGCCUGAAAAGCCUGCACGUCCACGCACGAGGUGAGAGGGUGAGUGGUGACUUGAUUAACCUUUCGCCGGAAUCCUCCGAAUUCGCUGGAAAGAACCAAAGUCGGGCAAACUCAUUUGGUGAAUCUGCCCCUGGCAUCACAGUCGCAGAACUGGUCAGAUAGAGACGCAGCCAACCCUAUAGGGACGUGAAGGCUGACUUGGUUUUUAACGGAGUGAUGAGGAAAUCUCGACCAGGUUGUGAAACCUCCAUAAGAUUAUCUGUUGAGCUCAUUCUUAAUUACAGCCGUUCUUGGUUCUAGUCAAGAAACGUUCGCCACUUCUUGUUUAACUUGCCCACUCUGACAAUUUUUACGAGAGCUUACUGGAACAGAAAAGAGAAGCGGUAUCUACUUUUGUCACUAGUACUUACUAGUUGUCAGGAAGGCUUGUCUAUAUUUAGGCACCUGCUCUGUUGUAAAGUAUGGGUUGUCAUUUGUCUAUCUGUUCUCUGGGAGGCGUCUUUCUGUGGUACCCAAGCCCGUGUGUUUUAUCUUCCAAUAGUCCUGGGGUCUUAGUUAAUAUGAAUAACUAUAAAAAGAUUUCGAAACAAAAAUAUAUGGAAGAAGUUGGUUGUACCAACAAAUUUUGCAACGGCUUACCAACUGCCUGACCAAGGCCAUGGAGUUCUCAUUCUGAACCGGAGAGACCAUGUAAGCAAAAUGACCUUUUUACCGAUCCGUGUAAUUUUCGUCUAUAAAAGCUAGAGAAAGAUGAAACCAAGGCAAUGCAAGACUACGCCUGAAAACUAUCUGAACAAUUGUUGGACAGAAAUCUGGUUGAUGCUAAAACCGCACUAUCCCUCAGACCAGGGGACACGUGUAAUCCCAGACUGUAUGGGUUGCCAAAAACGCAUAAAGAGAACAUACUUCUACGACCAAUUCUCUCUAUGCCAAAUUCAUUCCUACACGUGCUAGCACAGUGGCUUGUCAAGGAAUUAGAACCAAUCCGACACCGAUUUUCGACUUACACGAUGAAGAAAAAUUUCCAUUUUAUUGUAAAAAUUAGGCAUCAAAAUAUUUCUAGCAAAUACAUGAUCCCCUUGGACGUUAAAUAACUAUUUACAAGUGUACAAAUUGAUGAAAUAAUAGAUGUCAUAUACGUCCAUACGUCUGUAAGCCUUCUUUCACCCGAAAUACUACGUGACUUGUAGAAACGGUGCACGAAAAGUGUUCAACUUCUGUUUGAUGGACAACUAUACAGACAAAUGGACGGAGUAGCAAUUGGAAGUCCACUUGGAAAAACCCUUACCGUCAUUUUAUGGGCCACCUAGGAGAAGAGUUGUCAUCCAACUUGAACAUGAAGACUAUACAGCAGAUAUGUAGAUGAUGUAUUUGCAAUUGCUAUAACGGACAAAGACGAAGGAGACUGGAAUGGCCAUUUCCGGCUUAUUAGCCGUCGUCAGGUGUUCCACACUUCGGAGUUGGGUAUGACUGGCUGACGAUGGCAAAGAGGCUAGAAACGGCCAUUGCAGUCUCCCUUGACUUUGUCGGUAAUAACAUACUGCCUAUAUCAUGCGCUGCAGUGCGGCUGCUGGUUGAGCUCGAGAGAGAGAGCCCUUAAGGCACAACGGAACGAGUGUGCUCCGUAAGAACAAUCAGUGUGCGGCCCUCUACCAUGUUUGCAAUUUUUGACAACAACGGGGAAGUCGAAGACCUCCUUGUUGAGUCUCCAUCCAAAGAUUAAAAAGAAGAGUGCAACAGACUAUCUUUUCUGGGCGUCCUCAUGACUAGACAGGAAGAUGGCUCAAUAAUGUUAUCGGUUUUCCAUAGGGAUGCCUGGAAAGGUCAGCGCCUACACUUUCCGAGCUUUGUACCAAUACAGCAAGAGCGAAACCUAGUGUGCGCUCAGUUCUAAAGAGUGGGAAACAUUUGCUCAUUUAAGACACUGCAUGUAAAAAUUGUUUGCGUAAAAACAACAUUGCGUAAACGUGCAUAUCCAACGCGUAUCAUCCAAAAGUACAGCAACACUUUACGGCCAAAAAUAACGGAACAGUCACUUCCGAAGAAGCCCCUGGUAAUAUCCCUACACAUUAAGGGUGACAACAUUUCAAAUACCAUAAAACGACGAUUAAGAUGUAUCUUUGAAAGGACACACAAUGCAGCCGAACUCAUAUUCAGCAAUCCCACUAAAAUUAUUCCAAUUCCACAGGCAAAGUAUGUCUUGCCACUGCAUUCCACCUCACACUGUACUUUUGAAUUCACAUGCACUUGUUGCUGCAAGUGCAUUGGACGAACGCAAAAGCAGCCAGCCUGCCUAAACGGUUUUUAGGGCAGGAAAGUAGAAUUCCUCGUUCUUCUAUCACGAAGCGCCUCCUAGAUAGCGAUCGCGCCAUUGACCCCAAAACAUCCUCCCGAGUAUUAGUUCGAGCACGGAAACUCGGACAUUGCGCUAUUUGGAGGCCGUCCACAUACGGUGGAAAAAAACCGACCGAUGCAAACACUUAGACCACGUAGUGAACUUCAGUUUGCCCUGGUAAAUCUAAGCCCUUUAACUUACGACCCCCCCCCGCGUGUUAACUUACGCAUUUUCUUUCCUAAGUUGUGUUUUUCAGUCGUCGUUUUUAUUUUUUAGGCUGUGUAAAUUCAACGAUGACCUUUCUGCUUCGCAUUAAUUUUUGCUGUGGAAAUGCACUUCUCUGUAUCUUUCUCAUUCGUUAUCUCUUAUGCAGCAACAGGUUACAGUUGAUAAGCCGUCGCAAAAUUUGUAAGUUCUAAUAAAUUCUGCUGUGCAUGCCUGUUUCAAAUUCACACCAGGAAAAUAUUGGGUCGGAUGUGGGUUGGUAGCCACACCUGAAGUAAGCAAACCUCAGUCACUUCUAAUACGGGACCGUUGGUAAUGGGGUUUUUUUCAGGUGGGAUCGACGAAAGCACAGGCGACGAGGUCAAGUAGUUGAAUGCAAAAGAAAGCUAUUGAGAAUGCGCGGUCGUACUUUGAAUGGAUGAAAAAUAAUUGCGCUAACUGCUAACCCUAACCCCUAACCCUAACCAUAAUCCCUAAACACAGCCGCUAAGGCUAACUUUUGACCCCAACCCCAGCAGUAUUAUGUCCAUCAGGUGGGGCUACCAAACCAUAUCUUAUCAAAUAUUGCUAUAAAAGAUUUACAAAUGGGCCACCCCAUAUACCUAAAUCAGGCCAGACAAAUUAAUGUAGGCUUGAGUUAUGUGCGUGUGUGUACUAGAGGUAGGUUAGAUGGCUUCCGGAAGGCAGACGCUUGUAAACAGUGGACCCAAUUUACUUUGACGACCUGUUGGUCUCGUAGCCAUUAGUUCAAUCGCUAGGUCGAAAAUCAGCCGUGUAUGCAAUAUUGCCAUCCGUGUAGGCAUUUUAUGCAACUCAGAGCAUCCUUUAUAAUAUCGGUAAAGAAACUAAUACGAAUUUGGAUCCGACAAAGACAAUGACGAUGUUAGUGGAGAAAUAAGUGGUCUAUCCUAUCGCGCGGGUGGACACCGCUUCAUUUGUCAGCGAAACCAGGCAAGGAUGACUGAGGUAACGGUAAUAUCACGCUUGAGUCAAUCAGUCCUCAUUCUACAGCUUACGUUGCGCGACAGCUAACUUAGAUUUUAAGUACUGUGGGGUGUAUUGAAGCGUUUGGCAUGCGACAGUUCGACUGUCGAAAGUGACGACGUUCACUGCAUACCCCAAAUAAUGGAUGCAAGGGGACUGGCUUGCGCCCGAAUUAGUUUGGUUGAAACAGCUUCUAUUUCACUCUCUUUCCCCCUUAACCCACCUUGAUCCAAUGACAAGACAAACUGAAUACGACUGGUGGUGCAUGUGUGAUCGACGAAGCCAAGCUGCCUCUCUUCUUGUCACACAGACGACCUGGUCUCAUUCCAGAUGUACUAGACCAUAACAUGAGCCACUCUGAGCUCACACGUGAGCGAAUGCAUAAAGGUCGCGUUAGAAAGAGCCCAUUACGGCCUGAAACUGAGAAAGCACGGGUUAGGGCUUAAACUGGCAACCUUCCAAGCCCGACUCUUAACGCGUCCUGAUAAAUUCAAGCGCGGAAGGUUGAUGCACAUUGAUGUGACACGUCGACCUCACGUACUAGUCUCCCACACAUCAGUCUACUGUCAAAAGUAAAUCCUUGCUGUAAAUCGGGGUUCAGGCAAUUGAGUGGGACCCGAACGAAGAUUUUGUCUGUGCUGUUCAAAUGGGCGAUGCUUCCGUGGUUGUGAUGGAGUUGCCGGUCCCCUUGCAUUUGUAUAGAUGGACAUUGGGGACGUCCACUAGUUCGUGAAGGGUUUUCUAUUUUCUCUCUAUCUCCUGAACUGGCAAGGUGAACCUGCCCAUGGUCUGAUGGUCGUCACGCUUGUGGACUGGAGAUUGGAGGGGACCAGCGCCCUGCAUCUGGCCGCUGGAAUCUGGCGUACAGCUUCGAUGGUUGCCCACAUCGAGGACGGAUGGCCGACGUCCACGAUGGUCUUUAUUUUAAUGAGUCUGUUGAUGUCUUCGUCGGAUGUUGGGGAUGGCCCAUUCAGAACACCAGUCAGGUACUUCAGAACUUUGAAUUUCCUGUCAGAAGGGUUGGUUCGACGAAAAUGAGCUGCGACGCGGCUCCUGUGCGUUAUCUGCAUGAAUGAGAAAAACCUUUUCUCUUCCUUACUGUCUGCGCACCCUUGGAUUCCUGCAUUCCCGUGGGUCAUUCAAACAUUUUUCAUGUCCUUUAAUUGCAUUUCAGCAAGCCUGUACAUCAAAAGUGAGCUGGUGUAGGUGGUACGCAGUCUAUUCUUCUCAGAGAGCAAAUUGAAGACCUACUCGUCAUUAUCAUUGAGCCAAUCGUGGUGUUGGCAGGCUGCGCGAAUGAUGACAAUGAACGCCCUGCAAUUGCCCAACAAUUAUUCCAGUCUCAUUUACUAUGCGGACCGCUUAACUCGGUUUCUGGACGCCAUGCCUCUGCCCAAUAUCGAAGCUGCAACAGCGAUCAAGGCCCUCCUCAGUCGUUUGGUUGCAAUCUUUGGUGUUCCCUCCACCAUCCCGACUGACAGCGGAACUAAAUUGGAGUAUAAUCUUUCCCAGUCUUUCCUCUCUUUAUAGGCUUUGCUCUAAUCCGCACAACAACCUAUCACCCGGCUGCCAGCGAGAUGGUAGAACGGUUUAAUUGUCAGCCAAAAACAUCCCUACGGAGAACUGGACAGACCACCUCCCCUGGUUCUGUUAGAUAUCCGUCCCGUUCGGAAGUCGAGAUCUGCGUGUUACGCUGCCGGACUGAUGUUCGAACCUACUGAGCGACUUUGCGGUGAUAUGGUCUCCCCAACCUCUCGCGGUGCGAUCCAGGACCUUACCAACCUCCUGCACCGUUUGAGACAAUCUAUGCGGAGAAUCUCUCCGGUUCCAACCAGGCUAUCAGUCUCCGAUUCUUAUCCGGAGGAAGACUUGACGCAAUGCACUCAAGUAUACCGCCGAUGUGGUCGACUGAACCGACCACUACGACCAUCCUACAAUAGCCCAUUUAGGGUUGUCGCUCGAGGGCUAGAAACGUUUGGCAUUCAACGGUGAAGUUGUGAGGUGUUCGCGAACGUGGACCGCCUCAAAGCUGCCGUCACGGGCACUCCCCGGAUGAGUCCUGUGGUUUAUUUCCCCCUGCUCCUCCUCCCCUAGCCUCUGCCCCUCCGUUGAUGUCCGCUACCUCUAACUCUAUCUCCCACAUCAACCUCUGGCCUCCAGCCGGAGAACGCUUGCGCGUUUCUCCUGUGUGCCCGUAUAUAUCAUAAUCAGUGGCGUGGACGUCAUGUUCACUUGCUUGAUCAUUUUAUUACUUAGGUUUUUUAGGCAAGAACAAAUUCCCUCGUCGUCAUUGCACGCCACCUCCGUUUUACCCGGUGGGUAGUGUGCCAGAGUGCCGGACUAACUAGUCUUUAACUGUCUGACCACUUUUCACUAACGGCACUGCUUGCUGUGAUGUAACAUACAACCAAGCCUGGAGGGAUUUCCCGCUAGACGCGUACGCUUGGAGAUCGGGUCGUUGGAUUCUUGAAUGUUAAUUUUGUUCACCUACUGGUUUUUUACUAUUUUUCGUAGUCAGGCUGAUGUGUAUAACUGAUGGCUUAAACUCGCAAAAUAUCGGCUGCUAGUUGUAAGCACUACGUUUCCGACACAUCCACUGCCAUCUCCUGGGUAGAACUGCCAUUUAGGUCAACGAAUAAACGCAACGAAAAAUUAGGUUUGUUACUCUUUGGCAGAACACAAGAUCAGGCCAGGGCACUAUCUGUUGUUUUAUUAAUCCCGUAUGGAACUUAUCCAUUUUUGACUAGGUCAGAGAGGACAUCGUUUGGUUUUUCUGGUAGAGAUGUCACAAGAAUAGUAAUUUUCGUAUGGUCACGCGUCAAGAGGCAAGUCAGCGACAGAGAGGCUGAAAUGGAGUUAACAGCUACAGUGGAAAAUAUGCCGUUUUCAAGAGAAAUUUCAUUCCGUAAAAUUGUCACGCGGUUUUGGUGACAGUCGAAUCCAUUGAGCACAAGGCUUUCCCGAAAUGCGGUUCCUGUUUAUCGAAACGCUCAAGACGAGACGGUUCUUGAGAGUAUUUGCCCAAGUUCUUUUUUAUAAUGGUGUCGGUUUAGUUCAUACUCGCGAACUCUCCCAAACAUAAGUGCCGAAGAGGAUUUAAUUUCACAAAUGGAAAACAUCAAUGAAUAUACUCUGUAUCGAUUGAAAAACACCUCUAGCAAAAUUACCUAUUGUGAAGUCACUUUGAUAUACUACAUUUUUGAUGAAUCCUCACGUCCUUCAUUUUUUCAACCGUUAAGUCAAAAGCAAAACUGAAACUGUUGGCCCACUUAUGCAAUUUUCUGAUAGAUACUGGCAGGUUUUUUGUCGCAGAUGAAAAAGGCUUAGUUUUCUUUCCUUCCGCGAUUAUGAAUGUACCACAGAACGAUUUCUUAAAUACUAAAAUAUUACACAAACCGCAGAUGUUGUGUACGUUCCGUCCCUUAGUGAAGCAAUGACGAAACUAAACUACGCAAAAUGUACAUUUGCUCAAAAGUUAGACUGGCCACGUCACCGUUGCUUAUGAAAUAUUUGGUGAGGAUAACUUAUUGCCCCCCCCCCCUGGCAGAAAUGCCCCCAUCCCCUAAUACGGCUACUUUGCAUUAAAUCCCGGGAAGGUUAUCUAUUCCCUUGCCUUAAUCCGAACACUAACUUUAAGCCAAAUGUUAAGCGUAACCCCAAUUCCAACUCAAACCCUUCUCUUUACCGUGACUCUGACCUCAGCUCUAGCCUUGUCUUAUCCCUCAACUAGUUUCUCUUGGAUUUAGCGUCCAGUCACGUGUAUUAUAGGAUUUUUAUUUCUGUAACCUGCACGGAGGGUCGAAUAUAAGGUAACACUGGUUUCCACCGCAACAUGUAUGUAAGAAAUGACCAUGUUAAAAUUACUUAUAAGCAUACUCUACAGAAGAAACGCACAUUUCUGUGAUGCAUUCGAUGAAUAAUUGGGAUACAGAACGCUUGACACACCCUAAAUAGAUCAUAUAGAUUACCGUCAUAGAGUUUCACGGGUUACGUCAUCUAUUGUAAGCCUCUUACGUGGUGACGAUUGGUCGCCGCCAUAGUAUAACCCUAUUGCGCACUUAUUAACUGCAAGACCUGUUCUUUCGUCGUAAACUUCAUGUCUGGUUUGGAGUUGCCAACAUGAAGAGCGAAUCCGUAGAGGCAACGGUUGCUUGAAAAAGGGAAAAGGUUAGGGUCCUUGGGCAUUGCUGAAUGAAGGAUCAAUCAGUCAAAGAUUUCAGAAGAUUGUGUUGGUUGUUGUUGUCGUCGAUGAUGAUGAUGGUGGUGGUGAUGAUGAUGAUGAUGAUGAUGAUGAUGAUGAUGAUGAUGAUGAUGAUGAUGAUGAUGAUGAUGAUGAUGAUGAUGAUGAUGAUGAUGAUGAUGAUAGACGAUGA